This is a messenger RNA of Penicillium pulvis, 2481 nucleotides long. RefSeq lists its product as uncharacterized. Gene Ontology annotation, biological process: xylan catabolic process. NCBI's taxonomy places the organism in Eukaryota, Fungi, Ascomycota, Eurotiomycetes, Eurotiales, Aspergillaceae. Gene Ontology annotation, molecular function: alpha-glucuronidase activity. Gene Ontology annotation, cellular component: extracellular region. The coding region runs from base 1 to 2481 and encodes 826 amino acids. The record is from RefSeq and is a predicted model, not a curated record. The transcript has a single exon.
AUGUCUCUAGAGAGUGGAAUCGACGGCUGGCUUAGGUAUUCUGCCUUGCCAGCGGAAAUCAAAGCGAAACAUCGCGGGUAUUCCAAGAUCGUUGUCUUGGAGAAAUCCGAAACGAGCCCCGUCUACACAGCUGGAAAAGAGCUGCAAAAAGGGAUUGAGAAGAUUCUUGAUCAAAAAGUCGACAUCUCCUUUGAUCUGAGUGAUGACCUCUCGAGCUCCAUUGUUGUUGGUACCAGAGCGGCAUUCGUGGCUGGUGGAGACGAGGAAAUAGCAACACUCAAAGAAGAUGGAUUCUGGCUCAACACCAAAGCCAGAAAUGAUUGUGUCCAUAUUCUUGGUCAGAAUGAUCGCGGUGCUCUCUAUGGUACUUUCGAACAUCUGAUGCGUCUGGCACAAGGGAAUUUUGCACCCGUCGCAGAAGUCUAUAACCCCAGCGCACCGAUACGCUGGGUCAAUCAAUGGGACAAUUUGGACGGAAGUAUUGAGCGAGGAUACGCGGGUCCGUCAAUCUUCUUCCGGGAUGGUGAGGUUGUCCAGGAUAUGACGCGCAUCGCCCAGUUCGCUCGUCUCCUUUCCUCGAUCCGCUUGAACGCCGUGGUCGUCAACAAUGUCAACGCAAAUCCUAAGCUCUUCAAUGAAACAAACCUUAACGGCCUCCGUCGCAUUGCAGACACCAUGCGUCCUUGGGGUGUGCGCAUCGGCAUCUCCCUUUACUUCGACUCACCCAGAGAAUUUGGAGGUCUACCUACCUCCGACCCCCUCGAUCCUGCUGUCAAUGACUGGUGGAAAAACAUCACUGCGAAAGUCUACGAGAAAGUGCCCGACAUGAUUGGGUAUACCAUCAAAGCGAACUCAGAAGGCCAGCCGGGACCGCUCACCUAUAAUCGCACAUUGGCCGAUGGAGCGAAUAUGUUCGCCAGGGCAUUGAAGCCAUACGGCGAUGCCGUUGUGAUGUACCGGGCCUUCGUUUACAAUCAUCAUUUGGAAGAGUCAGAGUGGAAGAACGACCGAGCGAAUGCCGCUGUGGAAUACUUCAAGCACUUGGAUGAGGAGUUUGAGGACAACGUUAUCGUUCAGAUCAAAUGGGGUCCCAUUGAUUUCCAAGUCCGAGAACCACCAUCACCACUACUAGCCAAUCUGCGCAAAACCAAGGCCGUCAUUGAAUUCCAAGUCGCGCAGGAGUAUCUCGGACAACAAUCUCAUUUCGUCUACAUGGCGCCACUCUGGAAGGAGAUCUUGGACUUCGACAUGCGAAUUGAUGGGAAGCCAUCUCCAAUUCGGGAUAUCGUCUCUGGUGAGCGUCUAGGCUGGAGUCGCAGCGGAUAUACCACCGUCCUCAACAUUGGCAGCGACGAUACUUGGAUCGGCCAUCACCUUUCCCUAUCCAACCUAUAUGCCUACGGUCGGAUGACUUGGGACCCAUGUUCCGAUCCGACAUCCAUUAUCCAAGACUGGACACGUCUCACCUUCAGCUUGGAUCAAACAGUUGUUGAUACUGUGACCAAGAUCUCUAUGGACUCCUGGCCUACAUAUGAGAACUACAGCGGGAACCUUGGGAUCCAGACACUCUGCGAUAUCAUCUACACGCAUUAUGGUCCUAGUCCCGGAUCUCAGGAUGGGAAUGGAUGGGGCCAAUGGACACGUGCGAACAAUCAUUCCAUUGGCAUGGAUCGAACUGUUGCUACUGGCUCAGGAAAUACAGCUCAGUACCCGGCUGAAGUCGCCGCUGUUUUUGAGAGUAUCGAGACAACACCCGAUGACCUGCUUCUCUGGUUCCAUCACGUUCCCUAUACCCAUCGUCUCAAAUCUGGGAAGACGGUUAUCCAGCAUUUCUAUGAUGCGCACUACGAAGGUGCCGAGCAUGCUCAGACCUUCCCCGUGGAAUGGGCGAAGCUGAAGGGAUUGAUCGAUGAUCAUCGAUUUGGGCAUGUCGCGUUCAAGCUGAAGUAUCAGGCCGGCCAUGCCAUUGUGUGGCGCGACUCCGUUAAUUACUUCUAUUUCAACAAGUGCCAAAUCCCCGAUGAGAAGAAUCGCGUCGGAAACCACCUUUGGCGUAUUGAAGCGCAGAACAUGAAAUUAUCGGGGUACAAGGUUGUUUCCGUUACUCCUGCUGAGGCGGCAUCGGGGGGCAAAGCCAUCAUCACAGAGUCAAGUCAAGCCUCUGGUACCGCGGAAACGAAGCUCGAUUUCCCGCCAGGAACUUAUGAUAUCGCGGUGAAUUACUACGAUCACCUCGGUGGAAGAUCAAAGUAUGAGGCUUUCCUUAAUCGGCAGCUAAUUGGAUCUUGGUCUGGGAAUUUGGAGGAUAAACUUGGUCAUGACUUCUCGGAGUAUUUGGAUGGACAUUCGGCCACGAGAAUUACUUUCCCUGGCGUCCCGGUCAUGACGGGUGAUAUCCUCAAGAUUCUUGGGCAACCCGAUGGUACCGAGUUUGCCCCCUUGGAUUACAUUUCCAUCUUGCCAGAGGGAACUAUUGAUUAG